GAUCGAGCUACCCCUAAAUUAGCCACUCAGAAACCAAACAUCAGUAAACCAGAGGUGUAUGUUAGUUAGCAAUGAGAAAGCGGCAUCCACCUGACCACAGCUGGUCUCAGACAUGACGAGACGAUGACUAAGAAUGGAGAGGAAAGCCCCCUCCAUCAGUCCUGUGAAGCUCCUGGUAAAGGAGACUCAGUUUUCAAUGACAGCAGGGUGCUCAGGACCUCCUCAGUAGAAGCCAAAUCCUGCACGGACCACAAUGAAGCCUUCAAACACGCUACUAAAAGCUCACAGGGAGAGACCAUACCAUACCAGCCUCGGCCUCCCUCACAACCCAGGCUGUCAAAAUCCAGCAAAAGUGUCUCACUGGAGGAGACAGCAAGAACCAGGAGGCUAAGAAACAGCCAGGAGAGUCUGAGUGACCCGGUUGGCUCCUCCACGGACUCACUUAAAGAGGACCGAACAGCUCCAGGUGGCUUUGCGCUCAGCGAUGCUGCCAACAUCAGAACUGACCAGGACUCCAACGUGAGACCCCGCUCUGCUGUUACAAGAGGAUCCCCAGUCUUCCGGGACAGAGGGAGCAGUCUCUCUGAGUACGAACGGAGGCCCCCCAGCCAGCAGAGCGACCCCACAGACCACUGGACGAGGUCCACCAAGGUGCGCCUUUCUCCGGUGCAGCCCACAGGGACGCUACCUGCUCUGGAGAAGAGCUUUGCGUCGGCUUCUUUAAGGGCAGCUAAUAGGAUUGACAGGGAUUGUUUGGAUUAUGCGGUGCUGGCCAGAGAGAAACUCGGGGAGAGACUCCACAGGAACCUGAGCGACAGCCGGCUUCUGGAGAACAUGGGGUCCGACAGUGCCUCUGUCAACUCCAUGAGGUCCACCUACAGCGUGCUCAGCCCCAUCAGACCCCAGGAUGUGAGGAACAGGAGCUUUCUGGAGGGCAGCGUGCUGGGGAGCGGUGCCCUGUUAGGGGCCGAGGAGUUGGACCGCUACUUCCCUGACAGGAGGGUGGGCAUCUACAUAGCCACGUGGAACAUGCAGGGAGAGAAGGGACUUCCAGCCAACUUAGAUGACCUCCUCCUUCCAACGGACUCUGAAUUUGCACAGGACUUUUAUAUUAUUGGAGUCCAGGAGGGCUGUCCUGACAGGAGGGAGUGGGAGACCCGUCUUCAGGAGACUCUGGGACCGUAUUACGUCAUGCUGUACGCAGCAUCACAUGGUGUUUUGUAUCUAACUGUCUUUGUUAGAAGAGACCUCAUCUGGUUCUGCUCAGAGGUGGAGCACGCCACAGUCACAACCCGGAUCAUCUCUCAGAUCAAGACCAAAGGAGCUGUGGGAAUCGCCUUUACCUUUUUUGGCACUUCCUUCCUCUUCAUCACGUCUCAUUUCACCUCUGGAGAUGCCAAAGUUUACGAGAGAGUACUGGAUUACAACAAGAUCGUCGAGGCUCUCGCUCUACCAAAAGGCCUCCCAGACACCAACCCAUACCGCUCCACACCAUCUGACGUCACUACAAGGUUCGAUCAGGUCUUCUGGUUUGGUGAUUUUAACUUUCGGCUGAGUAAAGACCGGGUCGAUGUGGAGGCCAUCAUGAGCCGCACAGUAGAUGGCGAUAUGGGCCGUCUGUUGGAGCACGACCAGCUCUCCAAGGAAAUGAAGGAUGGUUCAAUCUUUAAAGGUUUCCAAGAGGCACCGAUACACUUCCUCCCCACGUACAAGUUCGACAUCGGCUGUGAUAUCUACGACACCACCUCUAAACAGAGAACACCUUCAUACACAGACAGGAUCUUGUUCAGGAGCAGGCAGGCUGAGGACAUAAAAGUGGUAAAGUACACCAGCUGCUCCAGCAUCAAGACCUCUGACCAUCGGCCCGUCAUCAGUGUCUUCCAGGUCAAACUCCGGCCGGGAAGAGACAAUAUUCCCCUGGGUGCGGGACAGUUUGACCGAGGUCUGUACUUGGAGGGCAUCAGGAGGAGGAUCACCAGGGAGCUGAAGAGGAGGGAGGCCAUGAAGAACCAAAGCAGCAGCACCAUCUGCACCAUCUCCUAAACCCUCAAAACAAACUCUCAGAGCAAACCGGACUGGAUCGAACUGUGCCAGAAACUGUAUUUUAAAACCAGACGGGCAGAGAAGGACCAAAAGGAAACCAGAGUUGUCUUAACUUCUCAGAGCCCAGUGCUGGUCAUGGUGGUACCUGAGCAGAGUGCGCCCUCUGUUGGCCAUCGUUGGGAACUGUCUGCGCGUAGGAACUAGCCGGCUGUACUUGAGGUCAGGGACCUCGGGGUCAAACAGGCAGAGAGAAGUUUGCAGACACAGCAGCAGUCUGGCCUUUAUUUAUUCAGCCCCCUCUACUCAAACAUGACUGAGACAGCGUGGGCGGGCGGGGGGGCUGCCGGCGUGGCUUAUUCAUCAGUCACAUGCUACAGUGUGAACUGACCUUAAAGGCUCUGUGUUACUGCAUUUGUUUGUUUUUUGUUUUUUUUUGUAGGUGUUUAAAAAGCAUCAUGAACCACAAUGUUACGUAAUUCUGAAUGCUCACAUCAGUGUUCACAUGCCUUGUGAUUUUUGUCAUCAAAUAGGUUAACAAAUAUUAUUGUGUUUUAGUGGCACGUUGAGGUUUUACAUGCCAUAAAGGAGGCUGCCAUUGGUUGGGUUCAACUUGAAUUUUGAUCUAAGCUGAAUGUUUUGUGGGAGAGGUACGACAGACCUGAAGAAGGGAGGUUACGUGUAUAAUUUAAAGAGCAUGACUGAUGAAAGCUACGUCAGGAGGUUGUUACUACUGGUUACUGUUGAAUUUCAGGGAGAUCAAAUGUGUUUGACAGCUUAUAUUUAACUUUUUUUUAUUGCAGAUCUCACUUCCUAUCAGAUAGAUUUAAACUAUUAACGCCUGUCACUACAUUGUAGGCCAAGUGAUCCUUUGCUACAGGCUGUAACUCAAUGCCUUACCUCAUCUCACUGCUGUGUAGCCUCAUAUAAACUGUCCAUGUACUGUAUCUACCACAUUAAUGAACUCACAUUCCCAGCAUGAAGAGCCGUCUGCUCCAAAAAAGUGCCUGUAGGUCUGUCAUUUCCUCAAGACCUCUUAACUUUAUCUGUGUAUUUUUAUAUGUCACUUAUUAUGUAACAUCCUGUUAAUAAACGUGU
This is a messenger RNA of Plectropomus leopardus (leopard coralgrouper), 3138 nucleotides long. RefSeq names its product inositol polyphosphate-5-phosphatase E (gene inpp5e). NCBI's taxonomy places the organism in Eukaryota, Metazoa, Chordata, Actinopteri, Perciformes, Serranidae. Gene Ontology annotation, biological process: phosphatidylinositol dephosphorylation. Gene Ontology annotation, molecular function: inositol-polyphosphate 5-phosphatase activity; phosphatidylinositol-4,5-bisphosphate 5-phosphatase activity. Gene Ontology annotation, cellular component: axoneme; Golgi apparatus; nucleus. The record is from RefSeq and is a predicted model, not a curated record.